Molecule: messenger RNA, 4530 nt
Organism: Pyricularia oryzae 70-15
Lineage: Eukaryota; Fungi; Ascomycota; Sordariomycetes; Magnaporthales; Pyriculariaceae
Product: D-lactate dehydrogenase
Exons: 1
Coding region: 347-1396 (349 amino acids)
Molecular function (GO): D-lactate dehydrogenase (NAD+) activity; NAD binding
Source: RefSeq, a predicted model, not a curated record
AGGGACCAACUAUAAUUAAAAAGGAACAUUUCCAGCUGCAGUUUGCGCCCAACCGUCGAUGGAUUUCUGACAGUAUCCCUCACCAUUUCACAUCCUGAAAAUCAAAGAGCACACAAACAGCAUCAUUUCAAUCAAUCAGAACAUUUGAAGAUCACUUUCUCUUUUCAUUUCUAUGCCCCAUUGAAAGCUCAAUUCGGCUCUUAGUCUCUUACCGGGCCAACAAUCGACCUGAAAAUUCCUGAUUCCAUCCCUAUAUCACAUCGAAAAAGCCUGAAACUGGACUGAGCCCCGAGGCGGAAAGUCAGUCAGACAACACAAAGAAAGCACAGAACUCAACACGACCAAGAUGAAGCUCGCAAUCUUUAGCGCCAAGGGCUACGACAAAAAGUACUUCAGUCAGGUUCAGGCCGCGCAUGAGAAGCUCUCCAACAUCGACCUUUCAUUCAUUGAUUUCCCCCUCUCACCAGACACAGUCCAGCUCGCCAAAGGUGCCGAAGCAGUCUGCGCCUUCGUCAACGACAACCUCUCCCGCCCAGUCUUAGAGGGCUUAUCAGAUCUUGGAGUGACAACAAUCCUUCUUCGCUGCGCAGGCUUCAACAAUGUCGACUUGGACUGCGCCAGUCAGCUCGGCCUGUCGGUCGCCAACGUACCAUCAUAUUCGCCCGAGGCAGUCGGUGAGUUUGCCGUUGCACUUCUCCAGACGGUGAACCGCAAGACGCACCGGGCAUACAACCGCGUGCGCGAGGGCAACUUCAACCUCGACGGUCUCUUGGGUCGUACCCUGCAUGGCAAGACUGUUGGCGUCGUCGGCACCGGCCGUAUCGGGAUCGCUUUUGCGCGCAUCAUGGUAGGCUUCGGUUGCAAGCUGCUUGCGUACGACGUCUACCAGAACGAGGAAGUCGGAAAGCUCGGUGGAUCUUACGAGUCGCUUGAUGAAGUCCUCUCCAAGUCGGACUUUGUAUCGCUGCACUGCCCACUCAUGGAGGCAACUCGGCACCUGAUCAACAGCACAACGCUGGCAAAAAUGAAGCCAGACGCGAUUCUUAUCAACACGUCGCGAGGAGGCCUGAUUGACACCAAGGCGGUCAUAAAGGCCCUCAAGGCCAGGGAGCUGGGAGGUCUUGCGCUGGACGUGUACGAGGGCGAGGGCGCUCUCUUCUACAACGACCACUCUGCCGAUAUCAUUCAGGACGACGAGCUGAUGCGGUUGAUGACGUUCCCCAACGUGGUCGUGUGCGGACACCAGGCAUUCUUUACCGAGGAGGCAUUGACCGAGAUUGCCGAGUGCUCGUUUAGGAACCUCGACGACUUGGCCAACGGCCGGGAAUGCAAGAACUCGCUCGUGGCGGCUAAGAAGCCAUUGUUGAGAAGGGAGAGCAUUCCUCACCGAAUCUGAAGCUGAAGAUGGUGGUCUGAGUUCUGAGUGUCGUUUUUUGUCCUGGUCUUGGGUGGCGUCUGGUGGGUUGGGUAUUGUUCAGAGCUCUGUGGGUUGGCUCUUGGUAUCUUCUUUGGGAGGUUUUGUCUGAUGUGGCAGCUUAAGCAGCACCUAUCUUGGUCCUUCUCCCCUCGCUCUGAUAGAAAGUCUUUAAAAUAGACAUAUUUUCGAAAGGAGAGAUAUGCGCCCUCAAGUCCAGACAAGAGUGGAGAGAUGCCAGGGAAUAACUCAAGACAACGAGGGUGUGCGAGGUAGGGCGGCACAAAUCCCACGGUCGUUUUUUUUUUCUUUUUUUUUCUCAGGACAAGGGUCAUCACUCCCUCUCCUCCUCUUUGAGGUUAGUGGAUGGCAGGCGGCUUGCGAUCAACGCUAGAACAGGGCGUGCAGUGAAGCACACCCCGAGCAAGCCCCGACGCCGCAGUCUUCUGGUCACACACGACGGAGCAACAUCAGUAUGGGGACGCCGCGAAGCUAAUCCCAUUGUCCUUGCAUGAUCCAGUCGACGACGACUACAGCCAGACGAUGGAGGUCAGCACAUGUUGAGCCAGAAAAUAAGGGACAUGCCAGUGUAUUUAUUCAUGCCAGUCACUACUUACCGUCAGAAAACCCACCAUCCCCAUCCUCCUCCUCGUCUUCUUCCUCCUCCUCUUCAUCCUCUUCCUCCUCCUCCUCAACUUCUUGGCCCACCUGGCCCACCUCCUCCUCCCCAUCCCUCUCCCAUUCCCCCUCCAACCCGGCAAGACCGACCGCCCACGCGGCAGCGCGCAGGACGCCCUCGUCGGGCACGGCGUCCCAGCCCACCACGCCGAACCCGUCGAGCAGCCUCGCGGCCGGCGACGGGACGACGUAGACCCCCUCCCGGAGUAAGGUCGCCAGCGUCGCCAGGAAGUCCCAGCGCCGCUGCGCCUCCCGGUCGAGGGGCGCGUCGUUGAGCGCGUCGCGCGCGGUGCACACGACGGGGCCGUCGUCCAGGGAAAAGGCGGACGGGAGCGAGCAGAGCGUGCCCUCGCGGGCGCACCCGUCGCAGGGACCGCCGCCCGGGCGAGUGCUGGCGUGGCACUGCCGGCUGGCCAGGUGGCAGGCGCGGCAGGGUGGUUGGUGCUGGGGGCGGGCGAGGCCCCCCGUCGUGGUCUGCUGGGCAGACAUUGUUGGUGUUGCUGUUGUUAUUGUUGUUGCUGCUUCUGUUGCUGUGGGUGGUGGUGGAUAAAAUGGUGUUAGUGUUGGGGACUUGUGACCUGCCAAGGGGUAACAAACUCCAGAUAUCGUUGAUGAUACAGACUUACUGGUAGAUUUGUGGUUGUGUUGAAAAGAUGGAAAUGCGGGUCUACAAAUUUCCAGUGGGCUUUUGUAUUUGUAUCUGGUACUUUUUGGCUACUUCUGAUCCCUGGCUCUGUAUGGAGAGAUUUCUCGGUAGCCUAGAAAGCUUUGCCAGCUGCCCGACGACGUGCCUUCCUAUUCAGGAGAAACAACGCUCUUGAACCACAGUGCCGAGACAGCCAGCCUCCAGGGAGCCUUCACUAACCCGUUCUACCGACUCGACUCUCUUAAUGUGCCUGGUGUUUUGCUCCGCGUUAUCAUCCAACUACAUUCACGCAUAUUUAUCCUCCGGUAAUGUUUGGGGAACAUCAUUGUCAAGACACAUUUUUAGAUGAGGAUUUCUAUUGCCUAUGCCCUCAACUUUGGUCGGUCGGACUGGCUCCCACUGUCCACAGCCCCUAGGACAUCAGAUGUGGACGUGAGUCACUGUCAGACAACCGCAUUCAUGUCGACAAGAAGCUCGAUCAGAGAUCCAACCUCAAUCAGCGAAAGUCAACUCCUUUUAUCAGGCCUUGCAGGCUAUAUUACGGGAGCCAUUUCAGGGAAGCUCGGACAUUUUUUUGAACUGCAUCCCCUGAUGCCGCCAACGCAUCUAAUUGUUUGAUGUAAUCUAUGAUUCAUACGAAGGCUCACUCUAUUCCCUCACAUAGAAUCUCCAAAUCGUUUGUGAGCUCUGGAAGGGCUGGUGAGAAUGUGAGGUACGCCGAUGGGUAAUUGGACCAAUGGGGACCUGGUGAUUUACCACUCGCCGAAAACACGAUCAGCCGCAUCGGUCUAUUGAGCAUGGCAGACAACGGGAAGAUUUUUGUCGGUUUUCUUCAGACGUUACGUGAUAACUCUAGUGAUUCUAGCCCGAUGCCGACGUAACAGCUCAUACUUUAGUGGCUAGGGUCUAGCCUUUCUACAGAUAUCUCCUUGUCUACAUUUUGCCACAUCAAAACGGCAAGAGAUAUCACAAAGCACUUUGAAAUAUGGAGGGUAAAAAAGCCUCGAGCGAUCAAUUACACACAUUGUUUACUGGAUGGUUUUAGUAGCUGUGUACCUCGAAGAUUGUUUCCUUCCAGUUCCCUGUUCCUCUACUCUCGGAAACCAUAAAGGUGUCACCAAGUGUUCUCGUUGACGCUGCCCCUUCGUUUUAUGUUUGAGAGCGAAAUCCUUGCCAGGCUUGAGGCUCGGCUGAGCUAGUAUCGAGCACUCUAGUUAGAAGGAUUCCGUGGAUCAUAUCUGUGAGGUCUGUCGCAAGUUCGCAACAGGUACCAGCCUGAUUUGACCACAGCCAUGGUGAUGUAAUUGAGAGGCUGGCUUCAAUGGAAAGCUUCUCGAUUAACGUGAUCAAGGUACUUAUUCAAAUCCCGAGUUGGUGCUUGUAACCAGCGUAUAAUAACAGCACUUGAUCUUGUUGAUUAACAAAAGUCCGUAUUUCCAAUUCCCGCUCCAUUGUCUUCAGCUCGAGGUCUAUUUGACAAAUAUUAAAAGUGCAACAAGCUAAAAUACUUGCUCUCACAAAUGUUCUGGCGGGUAAUUACAUGAAUAAAUAGGUUUAAAGUAAUUAAGGUGUACAAAUAAAAUCACCAACUAUGAAUGUAACAACGCCAAUGUAGCUUCACCCCUAGCCCAUCCUUCGGACUUCCAAGGGCUGGCUGUGGACCUGUGGUAUGGAUAAGAGCAGCCGUUAGUCAGCUUAUAUAUACAUAUUUAGGUAGAUAGGUAGUUUAACACGAGUUAGAUUUGUAGAGUAGAAUGAGUCGGGACGCACAAAUUGACUAGAGUCUUUGAAC